CUGAUCUACAAGGCAGUAGAGAAUGGCGUCAGCUGUCGUCUGCAGUGCAACAAAGUUUUGAUAUUUUGAACUCGACAUUGCGUUUAUCGUAUUUUGACAGCUAUGUAAUGGUGACGUUAAGUAAUGGCGAGCCACGACGGAUCAAGUCCUCAACAGCCUUUUGCUGACUACAACCGUAUCGACGUCUCUGAAAUUAAAUUCAUACAGGUUGUUGGUAAAGGUUCAUUUGGUGUGGUGCACAAAGGAAUAUGGAGAGGCAAAAAUGUAGCUGUAAAGAGAAUAGAAACCGAGGCAGAGCGUCAAGCUUUCACAGUCGAGGUUCAUCAACUCUCCAGAGUUUCCCAUAAAAAUAUUGUAAAACUCUAUGGAGCUUGCAUAGAUGACCAAAGGAAUCCCGUAUGUCUUGUAAUGGAAUAUGCAGAGGGGGGAUCUCUGUAUAAUGUUUUACAUGGAAGGUUUCAAAGAUAUACUGCUGGCCACGCCAUAAGCUGGGCACUUCAAUGUGCAUGUGGUGUCUCUUACCUUCAUAACAUGAAACCCAAAGCUCUUAUCCACCGGGAUCUGAAAUCUCCAAAUCUUUUAUUGGUUUUAGGAGGCAAAUUGUUAAAAAUAUGUGAUUUUGGUACUGCAUGUGAUAAAAGCACAUAUAUGACAAACAAUAAAGGCAGUGCUGCUUGGAUGGCUCCAGAAGUUUUUGAAGGAAGCCAAUAUACAGAGAAGUGUGAUGUUUAUAGUUGGGGUAUUAUUCUCUGGGAGGUUCUGAGCAGGCGGAAACCCUUUCAAGAGAGUGGCAAUGCCUUCCGUAUUUUGUGGGAGGUUCAUAAAGGGCGGCGACCUCCUCAGAUUCAAAAUUGCCCAAAGCCUGUGGAAGAAAUAAUGACAAGGUGCUGGGAUAAGGAUCCAAACAUGAGACCUUCCAUGGAUUACGUAGUUAGUUACAUGUCAAAACUAAUUAAUUUCUUUGGGAAUUAUGAUUCGCCUAUUGAAAACUUAUCAGAACAAGAAAUUAUUGAAGAAGAGUAUGAAGAGGCUGAAGAUUCCUAUAUAACGGGUCAGCACACUGGUGCAACACUAUCCUCUAGUACAAAUGGUAUCAAUACUGAUUCCUCCCAGCGACGAGUGCCUCCUAUGCCUAGUAACUCAGAUAUUAGUAAUUUUUCACCAUUGACAAUAGAUGUUGGUCCUGUUUCUGAAGGACCUGAACUGAUCUUUGUGGACCGACCUAACAGUCAAACCUCUUCAAUAGACAUGACAUCACAGCAACCCAGCGCCCAGGAGGAGGUGGACAACGUGCACUUGAUGCUGGACAACCAGCAGCUGCGGCCGGUGGAGCCCAACCCCAGCUGCCCGCAGUCCAUGCAGAUCUUCCAGGAACACAAGCAGCUGGCGCAGGAGUACUUGAAGGUGCAGACGCAGAUGGCCUACCUGUCACAGAACAAGGACUACCUGAUGGAGAAGCUGAGCGAGGCGGAGGGCCUGAGUCAGCUCGACCAGCAGGACAUGGAGGAGCAGCAGGAAGUGCUGCGAGAGCUAACCAGCCAGAAGGAAAGCCUAGUUCAGCAGCAUCGGAAUCUGCAGCGACAGUUGGAGCUCAUGAGACACAAUAGAAGCAACAACCAUGAAGAUGGGUGGGUGGUUGUCCCACAUCUGGAUCCAGGUGCUUAGGUGGAUCUUUGUCUACUCUAGUCAAAUGCCGCUUUAUCUCGCCCUAUGAAAUCAUUCCAUUAAUUGUACUUUUAAUCAGCCACUGUGUGCUCUGAGGAUGAAUCUGUGCUGUGUAUUUAUUUAUGUUACUUUUAUAGUGUGACUUUGUAUGUUGAUUGAUUGGAAUUAAGUCACCAGAGUCAUCAAGAUUUCUACAGUAAAAUGGCUUUGAUAACAAAAAUAUACUUUUUUUUAAAAAAAAAAAAAAGCUUUUUGGAAAUAGCUUUUAUUUUACUAUAUAUAUCAUAAGGAAAUGACAACAAAUAUCCAAAAUCAAAGGACAAUAAAAAGUUAGUCUGCUGAA
Molecule: messenger RNA, 2008 nt
Organism: Thrips palmi
Lineage: Eukaryota; Metazoa; Arthropoda; Insecta; Thysanoptera; Thripidae
Product: mitogen-activated protein kinase kinase kinase 7-like
Exons: 11
Coding region: 124-1665 (513 amino acids)
Biological process (GO): protein phosphorylation; JNK cascade; positive regulation of canonical NF-kappaB signal transduction
Molecular function (GO): MAP kinase kinase kinase activity; ATP binding; magnesium ion binding
Source: RefSeq, a predicted model, not a curated record